Triticum aestivum (bread wheat) is the source of this 914-nucleotide messenger RNA. RefSeq lists its product as uncharacterized. The transcript is spliced from 4 exons. The record is from RefSeq and is a predicted model, not a curated record. Bases 121 to 744 code for a protein of 207 amino acids. NCBI's taxonomy places the organism in Eukaryota, Viridiplantae, Streptophyta, Magnoliopsida, Poales, Poaceae.
CCAGGGACCUUCCUUCAUCAAUAAAAAAAACAAAUCGUGCCCCCAAAAGAAUUGCAGCCGCCGCCUUCUAAUGGCUUGCUCGCCCCGAUCGAUCCUUCUAUCACCUCCGCCGCCAUUAUAAUGUCCCUGACAUCUCACGUAGCCGUCUCCAACGUUCUCUGCACCUUGCGCCGCUGCCAGUCUUCCUCUGGAUCCAAGGGCUCCCCCGUGCACUACCUUAGGUCUGAUCACGUCGGCCCUAGCUUCAACUACUGCACUGGCCGUGGAUGUGUUGUUCUCUACGUCUCCAUCGCAUCCAAAGAUCCUAUCACGAUUCACGAUAAGAAGGCUAAGCUCCUAGAUCCCGUCUGUCGCAAAAUUAGAUAUGAGAUUGAUAUGAACUCGAUUGCUGGGUUCAUAAUUCACGACCUCGCUUCACGCGCUCAGGCUGCCAUACAUGAAUUUCUCGAGAUAGCAGGCCACGCAUUCCCAGUCAACCAGCGCAGUCUGCAGGAGAAGGAACGGAGCACUUUUAUUAUCACCACCAUGGACUUAAGUUGGUGCAUGGCGACCAUACUGUUCUUGGCCGCCAGUUCCAUACGGAGAAUCACAAACGAUGGCGGUUGGAGCAUCGAAAGAACAACAGGGGAGAUAUUCCAGGACUCCUCUUGGACUAUCGGUAUCCAUGGCUUCAUGCGCAAGGACGUUGGCUGGGCUGUAUUGAUACAUGCCUACACGAGAAUGGUUGGUGAAGUACAGUGCUAAAAAAAGUUUGCGGGAAAAGUACAAUGCUAAUUGCUUCACCUAUAAUCCUAUUUGCAGAAAGCGUACAUGUCCUGUCUGUGUUAUUUUCCUAUUAUGCGACCAUCAUUAUGUAUAUCCAGAUUUGAUUGGGCAAAGUAUGUCAUGGUAUUUGGAGGAUAAGAGUGUUAUUA